Molecule: messenger RNA, 2152 nt
Organism: Scleropages formosus (Asian bonytongue)
Lineage: Eukaryota; Metazoa; Chordata; Actinopteri; Osteoglossiformes; Osteoglossidae
Product: lethal(3)malignant brain tumor-like protein 2
Exons: 14
Coding region: 116-1675 (519 amino acids)
Biological process (GO): negative regulation of DNA-templated transcription
Cellular component (GO): nucleus
Molecular function (GO): chromatin binding
Source: RefSeq, a predicted model, not a curated record
CACUUUACAGUAUGGGUUGCACAGACUAGUCGAUUUGUCGGCUUUACCGCUCUGUGAUGACACUUUAAACUUGACCUGGACUAGUCGCUGAUCACGUGAUUAUGACACUAACAACAUGGACGCCUCCGAGAAAACAACAGCGGUGGCUACUGGCUUCGACUGGGACACCUACCUCACGGAGAAUGGCUUCGAUGCCGCCCCCGUCACCUGCUUCAGACACGUACCGCUUUACUCCCAGUGGGAUGAUGUGACGGUGGGGCUGAAGGUGGAAGUCCUGGACAGCGAUGCCGUACUGCCCAGCAAGGUCUACUGGAUUGCCUCCAUCAUCUGUCUCGCAGGUUACAAGGCCCUCCUGCGCUAUGAGGGCUUUGAAGAUGAUUCCAGCCAUGACUUCUGGUGCAACCUGGGCACUGUGGACAUUCACCCCAUUGGCUGGUGUGCUGUCAACGGCAAACUGCUCGUGCCUCCUCAGUCCGUCCACCAACGCAUCAAAAACUGGAAGAAGUACCUGAUGAACCGGCUGGUGGGAGCGCACACCUUGCCUGUCGACUUCUACAUCAAGAUGGCAGAGAGCAUGAAGUACCCGUUCCGGCAAGGCAUGCACGUGGAGGUGGUGGACCGCACGCUGGUGAGCCGCACGCGCACUGCUGUGGUGGACACGGUGAUUGGCGGCCGUCUGCGGCUGCUCUACGAGGACGCAGGGCUGGAGGCUGGCGGCGAGGCACUUUCCGACUUCUGGUGCCACAUGUGGAGCCCGCUGUUGCACCCCGUAGGCUGGUCCUGCAAGGUGGGCCAUGUUAUCAAGAGCAGCGACAAGCGCGUGGACAUGAGCAGCCACCCAACUUUCCGCAAGAUCUACUGCGACAGCGUCCCCCACCUCUUCAAAAAGGUCCGGACUGUGUAUAUGGAGGGGGGCUUCUUUCAGGAGGGGAUGAAGUUGGAGGCCAUUGACCCUCUCAACCUGGGCAACAUCUGUGUGGCAACUGUGCGCAAGGUACUGCUGGAUGGAUACCUGAUGGUGGGUCUCGACGGGGUGGAGACAGAGGACGGCUGGUUCUGCUACCAUGCAUCCUCCCACGCCAUACUGCCUGUGGGCUUCUGUGAGAAGAACCAGAUCCCCCUCACGCUGCCCGCUGGUUAUGACCGGGUGACCUUCACCUGGCCCAAAUACUUGGAGGAGACUGGAGCCAUCGCUGCACCGGCGAGACUUUUCAACACAGACUGCCCCGGCCACGGCUUUGCCCCAGGGAUGAAGCUGGAGGCAGUGGACCUGAUGGAGCCGCGGCUCGUGUGUGUAGCCACCGUGAGGCGCUGUGCCGGCCGCCUGCUUCUGCUGCACUUUGAUGGCUGGGAGCCCGAGUUUGACCAAUGGGUCGACUACCAGUCCCCCGACAUCUACCCCGUGGGCUGGUGUGAAAUCACGGGCUACCAGCUACAGCCCCCCAUUGCCUCCGAACCUGCACCAAGAGAAGAAGCGCCCAAGAAACCCAAACUCCUGGGUAAAAAAACCUCUCAUCCUCGUCACCACUCUCAUGCCAUUCCAGAGAAGAAGAUGGUGAAGAAGAAACUGGCUAACCUCAUCUCCAAAAACUUACCCCCACCUCGAGCGCGCCAGCGUUCUCCAGGCAGUGACCCGUCUCUCAAAGCAGAGGAACUGGGAGAUGACAGCAGCUGAAUCCGUCCCCACAGACUUGGAUCUGGAGGGACAUGGGCCUCCUUAGCAACCGUUUUGAUGUGAUCUGCCAGUGAGUUAAUAUGUUCCGAAUUGUCCGGGAUAUAUGUGCAACAUUCCUUACUGACUACUGUGCAGGUACCUACCUCCCCAAGCAGCUAGAAGGUAAUCUAAGGCUAAUCUGUUCUGCAAGGCCACUGUAUGUAAGGCUACCAUUUCUGUGGAAAACGUGCCUAGGGAAUCUGUGGUGUCGUUUGCCAGUUUUUCCAGGGCAGGUAAAAGAAAAUUAAUGGAGUGUCCUGUUCUAAUGGCACCAUAAUAAGGUAACAUUCCUGAAAGAACAAGUUGCCCUUCAUUAAAACCAUAAUUGGCCUUUUUCUCAUCAGCUGUACUCUUUUAGCUCUCGCAUGCCAUGGAUGUGUGUCUAACUUUCUGACAUGGGGAACUACAUAGCCUAAGUAGCAUGAGCCUGACCACUUA